CCACAAAGCUAGUAUAUUGCCUUAUCUAUGUCCCUUGACUCCAAGAACUUGACACCAGGCGCUAAUCUAGUGCUAGCACUGAUGCGACUAAGAUAUAAUGUGUAGUGUUUAUUUUAUUUUCUUACUUCUCGCAUAUGUGUAUUGUAAGAUUCCACCAGAUAACGUAUCUGGAGUAUUACUGAAAUACGAGGCGUACAUAAAAUCAUCCCACGACCUCGAAAAGAGCGACAAAGCCCUCCUGAAGAGCUGGGCGACGGAGAAUCAGGUGUUCCUGGUGAACGUGACAGCACACUACAGGCUGGAUAUGACUAGGCACAAGGAACACAGCUUUAGCACUAAUUCAGUUAGUCAGAACUGGAUCGAUUGCUUAUCAUUACACGAGAAGGAAAUAAAGAAAUCGGAAAGUACGUACUAUGAAAGUGAGAAGAAAUGCCUCAACGUGGCGAGCAGUGCUGACAGCGCUGAGAGACGAUCUGUUCACCAGGUUGCUAGAGAGAUAAAGAAAUGGCGGAAAAGCUAUAGAUAUCUGGCCAAUCAGUGUCACCAGGAAAAUCUAGGAAAUGAAGAGGCUGUUGGAUUGUGUUUAGUCGAAUAUGUGCAGCGAGAUAACUACGACGUAGCUUUUCAGAGGUUAAUUAAUUUGAAGCACAGAGCGAUGGCCGAUCUGUAUCUAAAAAUGGUAUAUGCUUCGUUUGGAUUGGAAGAGUGUCUGAAAUCAUGCUUGUCUCAAUAUCUCAAUACAAUUAGAAGCAUUAUGGACAACUUGAAUAUAUGUUAUGAUAUGAAAAAUAAAUAUGGCUCCGAAUAUUUCCUGUUUUAAUUUUUUGGUCUUGUAAAUUUAACUGUUUAAUGAUUAAAACUGUCC
Zerene cesonia (dogface butterfly) is the source of this 865-nucleotide messenger RNA. RefSeq lists its product as uncharacterized. The coding region runs from base 98 to 820 and encodes 240 amino acids. The record is from RefSeq and is a predicted model, not a curated record. The transcript is spliced from 5 exons. Lineage: Eukaryota; Metazoa; Arthropoda; Insecta; Lepidoptera; Pieridae.